UCACCCCCACCCCCACCACUUCGGCACAGCUCAGGAUUUGUUUAAACCUUGGGAAACUGGUUCAGGUCCAGGUUUUGCUUUGAUCCUUUUCAAAAAAAAAAAAAACACACAAAAAAACUGGAGACACAGAAGAGGGCUCUAGGAAAAAGUUUUGGAUGGGAUUAUGUGGAAACUACCCUGCGAUUCUCUGCUGCCAGAGCAGGCUCGGAGCGUCCACCCCAGCGCAGCCUUCCCCUGGCGGCGGUGAGAGAGGCUCUGGAGUCGCUGCUUCCCAAGUGCCCGCCGGGAGUGAGCUCUCGCCCCAGUCAGCCAAAUGCUCCUCUUCAGGCUUCUCCUGCUGACAUCCGCCCUGGCCGGCCAGCCCGGGACGCAGGCUGAGUCCAACCCGAGUAGUAAAUUCCAGUUGUCCAGCACCAAGGAGCAGAACGGAGUACAAGCUCCCCAGCAUGAGAGAAUUAUUACUGUGUCCACUAAUGGAAGUAUUCACAGCCCAAAGUUUCCUCAUACUUAUCCAAGAAAUACAGUCUUGGUAUGGAGAUUAGUAGCAGCAGAGGAAAAUGUAUGGAUACAACUUACAUUUGAUGAAAGAUUUGGGCUUGAAGAACCAGAAGAUGACAUAUGCAAGUAUGAUUUCGUAGAAGUUGAGGACCCCAGUGACGGGACUAUAUUAGGGCGCUGGUGUGGUUCUGGGACUGUGCCAGGAAAACAGAUUUCUAAAGGAAAUCAAAUCAGGAUAAGAUUUGUAUCUGAUGAAUAUUUUCCUUCUGAGCCGGGGUUCUGCAUCCACUACAACAUUGUCAUGCCACAAGUCACAGAAGCUGUGAGCCCCUCAGUGCUGCCCCCUUCAGCUUUGCCGCUGGACCAGCUCAAUAACGCGGUCACUGCCUUCAGCACCUUGGAAGACCUUAUUCGCUAUCUUGAACCAGACAGAUGGCAGUUGGACUUAGAAGAUCUAUAUAGGCCAGGUUGGCAACUUCUUGGCAAGGCUUUUGUUUUUGGAAGAAAAUCCAGAGUGGUGGAUCUGAACCUUCUAAAAGAGGAGGUAAGGUUGUACAGCUGCACACCUCGUAACUUCUCAGUGUCCAUAAGGGAAGAACUAAAGAGAACCGAUACUAUUUUCUGGCCAGGUUGUCUCCUGGUUAAGCGCUGUGGUGGAAACUGUGCCUGUUGUCUCCACAAUUGCAAUGAGUGUCAAUGUGUCCCAAGCAAAGUGACUAAAAAAUACCAUGAGGUCCUUCAGUUGAGACCAAAGAUUGGUGUCAGGGGAUUGCAUAAAUCUCUCACUGACGUGGCCCUGGAGCACCAUGAGGAGUGUGACUGUGUGUGCAGAGGGAACGCCGGAGGAUAACGCAUCGCCACAUGCCGCCUUCGCCCGGCAGUGCAGCGCAGCGGCUGGCUCUGUUAUAGAACUGAUGCGUUACCGCCAUCCAUAAUCUCAGUUGUUUGCUUCAGGGACCUUUCAGCCUUCAGGAUUUACAGUGUGUUCUGAAAGAGGAGACACCAACCGGAAUUAGGAGUUGUGCAACAGCUCUCUUGAGAGGAGGCCCCAAUGACCGGGAAAAGGUCUCCGGGCAUGGAAAAAAUAUUAAAUGUUGUAGAUCACUAGCUAGUUACAGAGUUACCAUGCACUUACUCAGCUGGCUGUGUUCUGUUUCAGUUGUCUUGAUAUGACUUAGUUAAUGUCAGUACAGGAAGGAAAUGAGUGCAGAUGGGCACCUGAUUCUAUUGCCUUGCUUAUUAACUCUCAAGCUCCAUAUUCUGGGCCUAAAAAUCACAGAAAUCUAAGAAUUUUUCCCUUAUAGUCACAUGUAUAAACCAGAGUGUUCUAUGGCCUACAACCUUGGUUUUUGGGGAAAAAGGAACUAUGUUGCUAUAAAUCAAACUUAUGUCCUGUUGAUAAGAAAGACUGGAUUUUCCAUAUUUCUUAUAAAAUAUUUCUAUCAUUUAGAAGACACGAACUACAUUUCCUGGUGUGGAAGAGACAAACCUGAAAAGAAGAGUGGCCUUACCUUCACUUUAUCUAUAAGUUGGUUUAUUUGUUUUAUUGUGUACAUUUUUAUAUUCUCCUUUUGACAUUAUAACGGUUUGCUUUUCUAAUCUUGUUAAAUAUAUCUAUUUUUACCAAAGGUAUUUAAUAUUCCUUUUUUUAUGACAACCUAGAUCAACUAUUUUUAGCUUGGUAAAUUUUUCUAAACGGAAUUGUUAUAGCCAGAGGGACAAAGAUGAUAUGAAAUAUUGUUGCUCUGACAAAAAUACAUGUAUUUCACUCUUAGACGGUGCUAGAGCUUAGAUUAAUUUGCAUUUUAAAAUAUUGAAAUGGGAAAUAAAUAGAAUUUGGUAAAUUGUGAACACUUUUGAAAUACGUAAGUGAUCAUAUCCUCUGCUCCUGUUAUUGGAGAUGCAAAUAAAAAGUGACAUAGGGACAUAGGGAAAUAGAAAUCGGAUCCAUCAUUACUAACCCCGAACCCUUAUUGUGGGAAGCGCGAGCCUAGCUCAGAAGAACACGAAGCACCUUGAAAAAAGAGACUCGAUGGCUUCCUGCAAAGCUCUGCUGUCCUGUAGGAACACAUCCUAUUUAUUGCGAUGUUCUGGUUUUAUUCUCUUGAAACUCUGUUCCACACGCUUGUAUAAAUACAUGGAUAUUUUAAUGUACAGAAGUAUAUCCCUUAACCAAUUCACAUAUUGUACUCUCUGGCAAUUGAAAAGGAAAUCAGUAAAAUACUUGGCUUGUAAAUGCUUAAUAUUGUGCCUAGGUUAUGUGGUGGCUAUUUGAAUUAAAAAUGUAUUGAAUCACCAAAUAAAAGAAUGUGGCUAUUUUGGGGAGAAA
Messenger RNA from Myotis davidii, 2827 nucleotides. It is a transcript of the gene PDGFC, whose product is annotated as platelet derived growth factor C. Lineage: Eukaryota; Metazoa; Chordata; Mammalia; Chiroptera; Vespertilionidae. Gene Ontology annotation, molecular function: platelet-derived growth factor receptor binding; growth factor activity. The coding region runs from base 314 to 1348 and encodes 344 amino acids. Gene Ontology annotation, biological process: positive regulation of protein autophosphorylation; positive regulation of MAP kinase activity; positive regulation of cell migration. The record is from RefSeq and is a predicted model, not a curated record. The transcript has 6 exons. Gene Ontology annotation, cellular component: membrane.